AUUUGUUUAUAGCACUAUACAAAUUAUGUUUGAAGGAUCAGAGCCUGGUUGUGGAGCAGGAAAGGGAGGUGGUGCCGGUGGUUCUAUUCGUGAAGCUGGUGGUUCACUAGGUAAAAGGGAAGCCACUUUAGAAGAUGAAUACUUUCGACGUUUGGAUAAACAAAACAUCGAAGCACUCAAAGAUAAACUGAAUAAGAAAUCUGUUGUGGAGAAUCAAUCUUCAGUGGGUGUGGCAUUUAAUAUUGACCAUUAAAAAAGGAAUCUAACAUUUAAACGAUGGUGAUAACAAUAAUAAUCUGUUUUACCGUUUUUUUAAUGCUUUUAAUAGUGUGUUAUACGCAUAGUUUCGUUAUGUAUUGACUAUUCUAUUUUUAAAACAACAAAUAUAUCCCCUUUUUGCUUGUAAAAA
This is a messenger RNA of Schistosoma mattheei, 409 nucleotides long. The record is from the annotation of a GenBank genome assembly. NCBI's taxonomy places the organism in Eukaryota, Metazoa, Platyhelminthes, Trematoda, Strigeidida, Schistosomatidae.